Messenger RNA from Lactuca saligna, 729 nucleotides. Lineage: Eukaryota; Viridiplantae; Streptophyta; Magnoliopsida; Asterales; Asteraceae. The record is from the annotation of a GenBank genome assembly.
AUGCAGAAUCCAUUUCAAAAUCUCACCACCUCUCCACCUUCACCUCGAUUCACUCCACCAACAUCACAAAUAACAUCUUCACCAAUCCUCUCCACAAUUCCGAUAACAUCCAUCCUGCCUCUACCACCAACGAGUUCUGUUGGAAUAUCACUUCCUCAGAUCUCAAUCCAUAUAUCCUCACCUAUCUUUAUAGAUUCAACCCCUCCUACAACUUCAACAGUCUCUACUCCACCAGAAGUUCCUUCUUUCAAAUCUGUUUCAAAGGAGAUCUGGAGUUCUGACAUCACAGGCAACACAUCCAAUGUGGGGAAAAAUGCUAACAUUGGUGAGACGUGUUUUGAGAAGAUUGAGAAAUCCAUGAUCUCUGAUGGUGCAGUAAAUCGAAAGGUCUGUUAUUUUUACUUGAAAUAUGUGAAACCACAUACCAAUCAUGUCCUUCAAGAGUUCACUUUGGCUUAUCUGUCACUCAUGAACCCUUAUGAUUGGUUAUCUCUAUUUUACAUUGUGGCUGGAUAUGUCAAGAAGUAUGAGCCAAUUUUCGAACACUUGAAGCGGACGAUUAUGUGUUACAUCCUUGAAAUUGAAAAAAUGGAUGUUAAGAUUUCUUCUGUUCAAAAGAAGAGGCCUAUUCUAAAGCCAUAUGAACAACCGGAAGACAUCCAACAUUUGAAGGCAGGGGUCAUUCAAAAGAAGCAUUGGAGCAUUGUUUACAAAAGGAAAAAAAGGUAA